Messenger RNA from Ectocarpus siliculosus, 3078 nucleotides. The record is from the annotation of a GenBank genome assembly. Lineage: Eukaryota; Phaeophyceae; Ectocarpales; Ectocarpaceae.
AUGGCGAGAGGAUCUCGAUAUCAAGGGAUCGAACCCGGCGGGCUAGCGCUGACGUAUUCCGAGGCGCCACAAGCAGCCGGUGGAGUGGAGCUCGUAGAUUCUCCUGCUGGUGCUGGUGCUGGUGGUGCUGCUGCAGGCAUCGACGGCUACAGCAACCAAAGCAUCACGCCUCCCUCGGCCAACGUGAAGCCCAUCAGCAGCCGCAGGCGGUUGACCUCUCUCACCAUCCGCAACUAUGCCGGUUGCAGCAACGACGAGGACGACGACGACGAGUCUGCCAAGGACAAGAAAAGAAACCAGCCUGUCGUUCAUCUCAAGUCAGACGACGGCGACGACGACAAGCAGAGUGCCGGCAAGGUCCCCGACAUCCGGACCAUCGUCGACCUCGCCACCGGCCGAGCGGGUCUCCGAGUGUCGGCGGCGAAGGUCGGCCCGUCGCCGAGCGGCAGCGCCUGCAGUGGCGGCAGCUUGAGCUUCAGCAGCCGCGGCGGCGACAAGCACCCGUGCUCCACGACGACGCCUUCCGGCCCGCACGCGACUCCGGUCAGGCCUCUGCGCCUGGACAAAGCCCUGCCGCCGCCGCCGCCGCUGCCGCACGCGCCGAAGGCGCCGCGGCGGGCUCCGCCGCCGCCCCCGCCGGUUUCACCGCUCAGCCGCCCCCCCCACCUCAGCCCUAGGGACGCCGGCGGGCCUUGUGGCCACGCCCCGAGGGCCUCCGUGGCCACCGUGGCGGAGAUGCUGGCGAAGGCGGACGCAGUGGAGGCGUUAAUGUUGGCGAACGACGGGGUGGCGACGGCGGCGGAAGCAAAAGCAGAAGCAGAAGCAGAAGCAGCUCGGGCGAAACCCACGGGAGGCGAGAGCACCACUCCCAGCAGCGGAAGAAUGAGGAGGCCUCCGCCUUCAAGGCCGCCUCAGCGUGAGCGGCAGCAGCGGCGCGGUCAUCAUUACGAGGACCAGCGCCGGGAUGGCUCGGAUCCCGCGCGCUCCGGCCUCCCCGUCGUCGUCAACCCGUACCGCGUCGCCGAAAAGAGCGGGAGCUCUCGCGCCGUGGACGCGAGGCAGCGGCAGAGAAAGGGAGGAGGGCGGCAACGGCGCCGCGCCAAGAAAGACGGGAUGCUGGAAGGCGCGGGGGGCGGUUGUAGAAGCGGCGCCAACUUCCGAGGGCGCAGGCGCGGGGGGCAGCAGAAGCAGCAGCACCAGGCCGGAGGGUCCUUGACUGUUGAGUCGAGCCCAACUACGUCGCGCUCUUCCUGGGCUGCGUCUUCCCCUUCGGCUGCCGCUAGCGGCAGCGUGUACACGGUCGACUGGAUCUGGCCCGCGAAGGGCCCGCAGAAGCAGCCGCCGCGCCUCGUCUGCCGCUACGACGACGGAACCGACGACGACGUUCUCGCCUGCCCCACUCCCAUCGCGUCCCCGGGGUCGGGACGGGAGGGGCGGCGUGGCGCGGGUCACCGGGCGGGCUGCGGAGGAGGAGGAGGCGGAGGCGCUCGAGAGUGCGACGACGGCGCCGACCUCUCCCGCCGGGGCGAGUGUCGCGCUUGUCGGUCGCCGGCGUGCGGCCACGCGGCGUGGGCGGCGGCACUGGAAGCAGCGCAAGCCUCCGCGCAGCGAGCGGCGGCGAGCCGUUCAUCGGCGGGGGAGCCGGCGGGAACGACGGCCGGCGGCGGCGGGACGGCCACCACCCCGGCAAACUGCGGGGUUCCGCUGUUCGGGGCGUUCCAUCCCGACGGGCACGGCGGGUGGAUCGGGUCGCUGUUGCCUUCCCCCCCUCCGGCACCGGCGGGUCCUCCUCCGGCGCCGGCUCCUUCGUGCGCGCCCAAGUUUGGCGGCGAGGGGGGCGAACAAGCGGUCGCCGACGACGAAGACCUGGACGAUCUCGCACCGCUGCCCCCGCCACUGCCGGUGCGGUCGGCCAGGCAGAAAUCGGCGAGGCGAGCGGCGGGAGGCCUUGCGGCGGGUCGGUCGUCCGGUGUCGGCGGCGGCGGCAGCGGCGGCGGCAGCGGCGGCGGCGGCAACGAUGCCGGUGACCACCACCGUGCGGAGGUGGCGACGGUGGCGCAGGCCGGGGGGUGGUGGCGCGUCUUUCGGAGCUGGUUUGAAGGGCCGCAGGCUGACGGGGUAUCGCCGGUGCCCCCGUCCACGGCGGCGGCGCCGGCACCGAUACCGGCGGCGGCGACGACGAUGAUGACCCAGGAGGACACCAUUUCGGAUUUUCUGAACCCCUUUUCGCCUGCCUCUUACAGGCGCUUCUCCGCCUCGCUUGCUGAUGCCGGCGCUCCCAGCGACGGGUAUGUCAGCGGGGAUGGGUUUUUUGGUGGUGGUGGCGGUCGCGAUGCUGCUGGUACUCGCCGGUCUCCGGAGAUGGCGAAGCUAAAUCUCGAGGAGCGCGUCAUGGGGUGCGUGUUCGGAGGCAACGACAGCCCGGACGGAUACGGGGAGGAGGCGAUGAUGACGUGGCAACGCGGGCGAGAGAUAUACGGGGGGGGUCGUCAGGAGGACGGCAGAGGGGAGGUGAAGGAGAGCGAGCCUCCCCCCGCGUGCUUCACCGUUCGUCAGCACCCCCCCCCCUCCCGCCUGCUGCCCGACAACGCCUGGCGCCUACCCGCCGGCGUCGAGGACGCUUCGGGUUCCCCGGCUGCACCUGACAGCGGCACCGCCGACGGGCUGUCGAAACCAUUCGGCACCGCUGCCACGCGUGGCGCCGGGAUGGCAAGGGCGCGCGCGUUCCGCUCUUCUCCGUCCCUGCGGCCGCCGGGGACGCCGCGCUCGUCGCCGCGCAGGGUUACGGCGGCCGCCCGCUCCGCCUGGUUGGCCCGCUCCGCCUCCGACACUUGUGCCGCCGUCGACAGAGUCACCGCUAGAGCCUGGCUGGCCCGUUCCGCUUCCGACUGCGCUGCCGCGGUCGCCAGGGCUAACGCUAACGCUGCGGCUUACGCCGACGCAGCGGACGCCGCCGCCGCCGCCGCCGCCCUCGCCGAACAGGCGUCCGUCGCGGCCCGCGCCGCCGCCGAAACUGCCAUAGAAGCUCGCGACGCGCUUGUUUUUAGCGACUCCAUCAACGCUGUGGCGAGGGCCUGA